Enterobius vermicularis (human pinworm) is the source of this 588-nucleotide messenger RNA. NCBI's taxonomy places the organism in Eukaryota, Metazoa, Nematoda, Chromadorea, Rhabditida, Oxyuridae. The record is from the annotation of a GenBank genome assembly.
AUGUCAGCGCCACUGCAAACAAAUAGAGAAAUCAAAAAAUCACCAGUUGCUCAGCCAGAAACGCCGUCAUUGACAAUGGCUGUCCACUUCCAUAAGGAUCAAGACAAUCCUAAGUUAUUAAAGAGUUACAGAGACGAAGAGCGCCGUUACAGUGUCAAAUGGCCAUGGCGAACACAGAUCCCUAAUCUCUCAGAUAACUUUGGCUUGUGUCUAGGCCGUCUGAAAUCGCUGAUCAGACGUGUGCGCGAAAAUACUGAUCUUCUGAAGGAAUACGACAAAGUCUUUAAAAAUCAGAGCGAACGAGGGAUUAUCGAGGUUGCUGGGAAAAUCGAUGGAAUGAUGACGCACCGCUUUGACACCUUCAGAGUUCAGUCCGACAUUAUUUUUCAAGGCUUAACCACUCGACAAAGUCAUAGUCGUUAUGCUGUAUUAGCAGAAUACGUCAGCCACCAAGGUUUAUGCCACGGUGCGGCAUAUAGCGUCCAGUAUGGAGAUUGGCAGAACGUAAUUGUGCAAGCGAACCAUCAAAUAACACUGACUAAGUAUGACUCGGACUCAUCUACCACCGAGAGUCAAAUCAGGCUUUGA